AUGUUCAGCUCCAGCCGCUCUUUCAUCCUCACUGUCCUUUCCCUCUCCGCCGCCUUCGGCGCCGCGCCCGCGCCUGCGCUCGCGGCCCCGUAUGGCAACCAGCCGCCGCACGGGAUCACGCACUCGCAUAUUAACCGCGCGAACGGGACGACGUUCACGCUUUCCCCGCGCGCGUUUGAGAACUCGCGAUUCACGUUCUACGACGCUGGCCAGAACGCGUGCGGGAGCUUCGACGAUUCGAAUGCAUUCGUCAUGGCGCUCAGCCCUUCGUUCUUCAACAACGGCCAGCACUGCUUCCAGAAUGUCAUGAUCGACUACAAGGGCAAGAAGGUGCAAGCGACCGUCACGGACGAGUGCCCCGGGUGCUCGGACUCGCAGGCGGACUUGUCGCGCCCGCUCUUCGCGGCCCUCGCUCCCCUCGACGAGGGCGUCAUUUUCGGCAGCUGGUGGUUCAACUAA
This is a messenger RNA of Trametes versicolor FP-101664 SS1, 459 nucleotides long. RefSeq lists its product as uncharacterized. The transcript is spliced from 4 exons. Bases 1 to 459 code for a protein of 152 amino acids. Lineage: Eukaryota; Fungi; Basidiomycota; Agaricomycetes; Polyporales; Polyporaceae. The record is from RefSeq and is a predicted model, not a curated record.